AUGCCGUCUGUUUUGGAAACAAGUGCUCUUGAGUUCGAAAGAUUUUACAGUUUUAUAAACAGCACAAAGGAAUUUGUUGUGAACACUCCAGAAUUGCAAUCGUGGACUACUUACGUGUACGUUUCCGUUGCCGUUAUGGUAUUAUGGAAAUUAUAUUGUUUACUUUUUGUACCGUUAAACCGUGUCCGAAAACUUUCAGACGUCGGAUAUCUGACGGAUCCUGGCUUUUCUAAACGAGAAACUGCCAAUAAUGUGAGGAAACGUAGAAAAAUUGGAGAUAUUCCACCAGUUUAUCCCAAUGGCUGGUUUGGACUUUGUGAAUCCUUCCAAAUUGAGAAAAAAGACGUGAAAUAUAUUGAAGUUUUAGGUUUAAAUUUAGCAGUAUUUAGAGGCGAGAAUGGCGAAGCUUUUGCCGUAGAUGCAUAUUGUCCACAUAUGGGAGCAAAUAUGGCGGCUGGUGGACGAGUAGAGGGUAGUGAACUAGUAUGUCCAUUUCACGCCUGGAAAUUUCGAGGUGAUGAUGGAGUUUGCUCACACAUUCCUUACUGUGAAAAAGUGCCUUCUGUUGCUAAAGUGAAGUCCUGGCCUGUCAUGGAAGUCAAUGGGUGGAUUUAUUUAUGGUUUCAUGCUGAGGGCAUUGAUCCAUCAUGGUUUCCGUAUACCAUAGAAGGAAUCGCUGACGGGAGUUGGAAAUAUGGUGGUCGUACUGAACAUUACGUUAAUUCACAUAUUGAGGAGAUUCCUCAAAAUGGAGCUGAUGUUGUUCAUUUGGAACAUGUACAUAGUCCUCUAUUAGGAGCAGGUGUGGAUCUACGUUAUAUGUGGUCUAAAUUCUGGGGAUUCGGACAUCACGUGUGGAAUGCUCAGUGGUCAGCUGAAUCCUCUCCUAAUGAACAUAUCGGUGUAAUGAAACUUGGACACAGUAUUAAAUGUUUUGGUGAUAAUUUAUCUAUUAUUGACAUGGAAGUAAUUGCUAAACAGAUAGGGCCCGGUAUUGUAUAUAUGGAAUUUUCUAGUGCAUUGUGUACAGGUGUUUAUAUUCAAAGUUUAACACCAGUAGAGCCCAUGUUACAGAAGAUGGUACAUAAUAUUUACGUCAAUUGGACGGUACCAAUGUGUAUAGCCAAAUUUUAUUUAUUAGCUGAAGCCAUUCAGGUUGAACGAGAUAUAAUGAUAUGGAAUAAUAAGAAAUAUGAAAGUAAACCAUUACUGGUCAAAUCAGCAGAAGAUGGUCUUGUGGCAAGACAUAGACGAUGGUACCAACAAUUCUACUCCGAAAACAGUCCAAAAUUUACUUUCCAAAAGAAUGACCUAGAGUGGUAG
This is a messenger RNA of Lottia gigantea (owl limpet), 1323 nucleotides long. RefSeq lists its product as hypothetical. Gene Ontology annotation, molecular function: 2 iron, 2 sulfur cluster binding; chlorophyllide a oxygenase activity. The record is from RefSeq and is a predicted model, not a curated record. Lineage: Eukaryota; Metazoa; Mollusca; Gastropoda; Lottiidae. Gene Ontology annotation, biological process: chlorophyll biosynthetic process; cholesterol metabolic process. Gene Ontology annotation, cellular component: chloroplast. The coding region runs from base 1 to 1323 and encodes 440 amino acids. The transcript has 6 exons.